AUGGGAGUCAGAGCCGACGGCGAAGAGCGACGGAGUCCAGACUCUGGGACUUCAGCUGGCAGAUUCCCGUUCAUGGAUGAUGGAGUAAGGAAAGACCGAUCGGGGGGAGGAACAGACGAGGAGGUGCCUUCUCCUUCCAGGUGGUGGUGGACCAAGAGGCAAGUACCAACGAUAACUGCCAAGAGCACAUCGAGCAGGCCCAGCAGAUGGUGCCCUGGUGGGUCUGACUGGCCAAUGAAAAUUCAGAAAUACCAGACGAGUAUCCACUCUGGCAAGCCGUGUGUUCGCUCACUUAUCCGACUUUCGUCACGUCUUACACUCUUCUCCGUCAUCGGUGCCACAUUCGAGCUAACUGGCACUCUUUUGAGGACGCUUUCUCGUUCAUUGGCCAUCAUUCAGUCUUCAUCUUCGACCAUCCCCAACACUCGUUAUCCACUUUGUGGCUUGCUCAACGCUCAAUCGCUGCACUUCGAGGCUCUAAACCAGCCUCCCUUCUUUCCCUGCCCCGGUCGCAGACGACCGAGCGCAAAUCGCCGCACAGGCUGUGGCCAGGAGAACCACCAUCCGCAAGUUCGCACCAACAAGCACCGCAGACGCAGGGCAAACGCGCCCUACCCAAGACGAGAUAGCGAGCACGAAGCUGCUGCACGCACAUCCAGCUUCGGCAGCAUCGUCUGGUUUCUUGUCUCACUGCCCCACAAACCGAGCGGCCUGAUCUCGUGGCUUGAGCUUUUCGUUCGCGGCAUCUGCUACAUCCUCUGCGUCGUCCGACACCCAAGAAAUACCAGUCGUCUCGUUGGUGUUAUUGAGUUCUCCGUCACCAAGCAUACCUACUACGGUGGCCUGCAUCGGCUGCUUGUCUUGACCAACCCAAUACCUAGUCCGGCGCGCUUCCCAGACUUCACGCGCGGCGUACCUUGCUUUGCAGCUGGCGAACGAACGAAUCAACCAACGGGAGCCCGAAGCUAUUGCUUUGCUUUGCUUCCAUCGCUCCUUUCGGACUCUGCACCCUCGUCGUUCGCUGCUCCAUCAUUCGCCGUACCUGCACUCCUGUCGUGUCCAUCGAAUAGCUACACCAAACGAACGACACAGUGUAUCUGGAGUACAUACGACUACUGCAGUCGCCAAACCCCAUUUCACACGCCGCCACCCAUUUCACUCAAACUUCAAAGUAGCUUCUUCUCCAGGAUUCCUUGCGAAGAAGAGAGAUCGGGUUUGGACAACUUACAAGCCACGACUUCAACCGGGCCCAGUUCCAGUGGCAGACGGGGCAGACGAUCCUCAGUCUCCUCCUUCAACAAGGCGCUUCCUACCUUGCGCAUCUCACCGCACAUUGCAUCCUCAGGGUCUCUCGGCGCAAAACGAGACUACGCUCACCCUAGACUCCACUCUGCCACAUGCGCUGGCGAGCUUCUGGACCUGUCUCGAGCCGCUACUGGUGUGUCCGUCAGUCACAAACGCUCCACUGUCACUCGCCUUGGACGGCUUGACUAG
Molecule: messenger RNA, 1494 nt
Organism: Colletotrichum paranaense
Lineage: Eukaryota; Fungi; Ascomycota; Sordariomycetes; Glomerellales; Glomerellaceae
Exons: 5
Coding region: 1-1494 (497 amino acids)
Source: RefSeq, a predicted model, not a curated record